Messenger RNA from Cotesia glomerata, 9690 nucleotides. Its product is annotated as CREB-binding protein. The transcript has 17 exons. Gene Ontology annotation, molecular function: transcription coactivator activity; zinc ion binding; histone acetyltransferase activity. The record is from RefSeq and is a predicted model, not a curated record. Gene Ontology annotation, biological process: positive regulation of transcription by RNA polymerase II. NCBI's taxonomy places the organism in Eukaryota, Metazoa, Arthropoda, Insecta, Hymenoptera, Braconidae. The coding region runs from base 1354 to 9444 and encodes 2696 amino acids. Gene Ontology annotation, cellular component: histone acetyltransferase complex; transcription regulator complex; nucleus.
UAGAAAAACUUGUCGUCAACAGCCGCCGCCAUUUUACGUUAGCCGAUCGACUCGCACGGUCUAUAAUCCCAUCGGCGUAUCUUAUUUCGUGAAAAUUAGUGUACUGGCUGUCUCAAUGAGACGAUGCUGUAAGGUGAUUGCAAUUACCAAGUAUCGUAUUGUUUGAUAAUAAAACGUGUGAGUUAAAUAUACAAGACUCAUCUCGUUUGCGUCAAUUUCGCGCGCCCAUUAAGUUAGCAAGAGAGAGAGGUACACGGUACAUGGAAGAGCCUCCGGAGGUGGAGAUAGUUAAGAUGGUGCCAGCGGCCCUUGAGUGCGUUAUCGUCGCUGCUAGCUGUUAGCGGCGUGCACCCAGCCAGUGUGACACAGGAUGAUUGGUGUGCGUGGUGUCUUGGUGUCACUACAAAUUUGACUCGUGCUUUUUUUAUUAUCAUUAUUACUACUAUUAUUAUUAAUAACAAGUGCAUUUUAUUUCAUUAACAUAAAGGUACCUCAAGUCAAGGCGUUCGAGUUGACUGACUGUGUUUUCAAUAAACAACUGAUCCAGUGGUUAUUUUACGAGUGCAAGCGUCUGGGUGAAACGUCGUCGUCGUCAUCGUCGUACCCGUCGACAUCACCAUCACCAUCGCUGUCCUCAACUUGAUCUACUCUUAGUGUGUAUAAUAUACAUAUAUACUCAUACACACAGUACAUAUACUUCAAUACAUAUAUGUAAAUUUAUAUUUAUUCAUAUAUAUACAUACAUACAUACACAUAUAGAUAGAUAUAUAUACAUACAUACAUAUAUAUAUCAGCUGGUGAUUUAGUUAUAUAGUGUAAAAAAGAUUGCUGCUAUUGCAGCUGAAAUCAACAGUCACGGUUGUCGUGGAGUGUGGCCCGCCGAGUUUUCCUCGGAGUAGCGGGCCCUCCGAAAUUUUUUUUUUAAAACACUCUGAGGAUGCCCGAUGGCUGAUGUUGCAGUAAAUCAUGUACAAGGACGCUUUGCGCGCCGCGCUUAUUGUUACAAUUGUUAUUUUAGUGAAUUUAAAUAUGUUUGUUAUGCGGUGAAAAAGACCUGCCACCGCGUACCCGACUACGCCGAACUAACGUCGUCGUCGUCGCUAAAUUAUUUAUCAUCUGAAUCUCCGAUUUAUUCAUUACCUUUACGGCGGCUCCAAGUCUAGCCGCCACCGCUAUCGCGUCGUGGAGUCCAGUUUAGCGUUUUGGAUUUUGUCGUCAUCGUCGUCGUCGUCAUUGCCGUCAUCAACAUCACCACCAUUUACUUGGUGUUUUGAGGACCGCAGUGAUCUGCUACCGUGACAUUAAGUCUAUUUAAUUAGUCUGAUUAUAUUGGAGAUUAUUUCUUCUGAGGAAAUGGCCGACCACUUAGUGGAUGGACCGCCGACCAAGCGGCCAAAGCUUGGAGAUGCUUUUCAAGGUCCCUCUGAUUCUUCUGUGAGUAUGGCGUCUCUAAUGAUGCCCCAUGCUUAUUCAAACUACGGGGGAGGUGGCAGUGGUAACUUACAACAAAUGCAGGGUCCGCCGCAGCAACUACAUCUGCAACAGCAUCAGAUGCAGCAACAUUGGAACAACAAUACCACCCAGAGGAGAAAUUUCAUAACAAACAAUGAUAUGUAUGACCUCGAAAAUGACCUUCCUGACGAUUUACUUUCAUCGGGAUCUUGGAGCUCAGCAGCUGAAAAACCACCGGCAACAGGCCCUGGACCAGGACAACAAAAUGGUGCACUUGAUUCGGAAUUGCGACAACAUGUACAGCAACAACAACAACAACAGCAACAGCAACAAGCUCAACAACAACAGCAGCAACAACAACAGCAGCAGCUAUCUCAUCAUCUAAUUCAACAGCAGAAUAAGCAAAGUCUCGUACCGAAUUCAUUGGUUAUGGCUGCUGGGACAAUGAGCAGUAAAAGUCCAAACAUGCAGUCGCCACCGAAUGUUUCGGUAUCUAAAGGGGUUGUAGAUCAACAAAUGGUAGUGAGCUUGGGAAAUUUGCCAAGUAGUAUAGCAAGCUCGUUAGCCAACAAUCAGAUGUCCAUAGUGAAUUCUAUGGGUGGUCUUCAGCCGUCAAUGAGUAUGGCUGGUAGUAAUCCAGCUAUGUCAAUGCCUGGUGGUAUGAAUGCUAGUUUAGUCAUGACUAGUAGCGCCACGGGGAAUAAUAAUUUAGGAGGAAUGGCUGGUGGUGGUUUGAUUGUUGCUAACAGCUUAAACAAACAACCUUUAAACACGGUGACAAUGAUGGGUCCAAAUUCACAAGGAGUUCAUCAUCCACAGGGUCCUCAUGGUGUUACUCAAAUGCAAAAUGGUCCAGGAUUAAUUAAUCGAGUAGUCAUGCAACAACAGCAGCAACAAGUACAACAGCAACAGCAAGUUCAGCAACAGCAGCAAGUCCAACAACAGCAGCAAGCUCAACAACAACAGCAACAGCAGCAGCAACAGCAAACUCACAUGGUAAACCAAGCUCGGGGUCAAAGUCCUCAUCAUCAAGUCCAUCAGGGAGGUAUUGUAGGUCCUGGGCAAGGUGGAUCAAGGAUGCAAGCACCACCUAACAUGCAAAAUAUUCAAAAUAUGGGUCAAAUGGGUGUUUCAAGCCCAUACGGAUAUGGUACCCCUGGAAGCGGUCCAGGUACUAGAGUAAAUGUACGAGCUGUCAAUCCUGUCUGCGUAGUUGCCCCCCUUCAAAGAGGAGGAGUCGGAUCUAACAUGGGAGCCAUGUCUGUCGGACGAUUUGGCGGUCCUGGUGGUCCAAGUGGGCCAAUCGGUGUUGGAAACGUCAUAAGCGGUCAAGAAGGGAUGGUCCAGCAAAGUCAACAGCCCACCCCAAGUCCUGCUCAACCACAGUCCGGUGCGCCAACGGGUGGUCAACCGGAUCCUCAACAAGCAACACAGGGACCAGUAGCUGGUGGAAGUACGCAAUCCGGUUCUACAUCUUCUACUCAUGAUCCAGAGCACCGUAAACUAAUCCAGCAGCAGCUCGUCCUCCUGCUCCACGCCCACAAAUGCCAGAUACGAGAACGCCAGGCCAACGGUGAAGCGUGGAAAUGUUCGCUGCCCCACUGCAAAACUAUGAAGAAUGUACUGACUCAUAUGACGACCUGUGAAGAGGGCAAGGAGUGUACAAUACCACAUUGCAGUUCAUCCAGACAGAUCAUCACUCAUUGGAAACAGUGUCAAAAGAGCGAUUGUCCUGUUUGCUUACCACUCAAACAAGCGGACAAAAACAAGACUGCUAAUUCUCGUGCUGCUGUGGUAACAAACCAGCCAAAUAGCCAACCAAAUCCAAAUCCCGACAUAAGAAAACCUUUUGAAACUGUGGGUAUGAUACAGUGUCAAAAGACGGCACCUGGUAUUUUAUCUAAUCAGGCAGUGGGUCGUGGUGUGAGAAUGCCUGGCCCGGGUAUGCCUGGUCCUCCUGGUUCGAUGGCUGCGGGAAUAAGACUUGCACAACCUCAAGCUCAGCAAAGUCCAGGUCAAUCGGUAGUUAAUCAAGUGCAAUCCGUCGCACCAAAUGUAUCUCUUCCAUUAAGUUCCGAUCCAACGACUGUAGCCGUAAGUACUAAUCAAUCAGCUUCAACGACGGGUCCAACGUCUGCCGUGGCAGUAGCGGCGACUGCCAAUCUUCAACAACAGCAGCAAGCUGUUAAUAUGCAUACACUAUUUGGUCUUAAUGAUUCAGGUCAGCCUAAUUUAUCAAAUGAAAAUCGAUUGACAAAUUUACAAUUACCUGGUGGUCUUCAGCCGGGUCAAGUAACAGCUACUCCAGUACAAGGAACAAAAGAAUGGCAUCAAUCAGUAACGCCAGAUCUCAGAAAUCAUCUUGUUCAUAAAUUAGUUCAAGCAAUAUUUCCAGCUCCAGAUCCACAAGCAAUGUUCGAUAAAAGAUUACAUAAUUUAGUGGCGUACGCGAGAAAAGUUGAAGGUGAUAUGUAUGAAAUGGCUAAUUCACGAUCCGAGUAUUAUCAUUUAUUGGCGGAAAAAAUUUAUAAAAUUCAAAAAGAGCUAGAAGAAAAACGUCAAAAGCGUAAAGAAAUGCAAUUAGCUCAGCAACAACAACAGCCUCAAGCACAAGUUGCUGCUGCUCCUGGAUUACGAGCUAUUGCUCCCCCACCAGGUGUUCCAGCUGCUGUACCUCAAAGGGCAGCUCCACCUACGUUAAGAAGUCUUUCACCCGGAAUUGAUCAAUUACGCAAUAUUCAAGGGAUUGCAAUGCAACACAAUCGUAUGCCUUUUACUCAACAGCAAUCACAACAAUCACAACAACAACAGCAGCAGCAGCAGCAAGUUACACAACAGGUUCAACAACAAUUACAGCAACAAGUUCAGCAACAGCAGUCCAAUAUGCUAGUAGGUCCUCCUGGACCUAGUCCAAACGGUCAAGUCGCAUCAAAUGCACCUAUGGUAUCAAAUCCUCUCAUUCCUUUUGCACAACAAAUGCCGCAGGCAAACUUAACGACAUCAUCGACGUCAGCGACAACUAGUCAGUUCCCGACAUCUAAUGGUACAGCGGUCUUACCGAACACGUCUCCUGUUCAAUUCCCAGAGCUGAUGAAAGCGAGGUUGCAGGCUCAAGCUGUACAGCAACAACAACAACAACAAGCUGCUCAACAACAACAACAACAACAGCAACAAGUUCAACAACAGCAACAACAAGUACAACAACAGCAACAACAAGUCGGUACCCCUAUACCGAAUGUCAAUGCUGCGAGUAUUCCUCAAGCUCCAUCACCAUUUAGUACUAUACAGCAGCAAAGCAAUCAACAACAGUUCACAAAUACUCGACCAUUGUCUGCUACAACACCAGUUGAUAAUGGAAUCUCUGUAAAUACACCUCAAACGAUAGCGCCUUCAUCAUCAAGUGGACCUAGUCCUGGACCAGCGCCUAUGACAAACGGUCCACAAUCGGUCGCUUCAACGCCUUCGACACCACUUGUUCCUUCUUUAAUGACACCAAAUCAGAUGAUAUCAAAUCAAACACCUCCUCAUCCAAGUACGACACCAUCACCUGCCGGUCUGGCUAGUCUUGGCAAAGGUAUGACCUCACAAGAAAGAGCAGCAUUAAAUGCACCCAGAAGUUCUUCAAUGUCUUCGCAAAUGGCUGCUAUCACAGCUGCUCUCGAUCGUGACAACUCACCCAGUCCACCUACGAAUAAUAAUAAAGGAAAGUUGGACUCUAUUAAAGAAGAAAAUAUUAAAAUGGAGAUUAAACAAGAAGACUGUUCAGAAAAUCACAGAAUGGAUGGUGGUAAGAAUAUUAAUAAUGAUGUUGUUAUUAAAACAGAAAUAAAACAAGAACCUAUGGAAGAGUCGUCGGGAGAUGGCACUAUCAAGGAAGAGCCUCAUAUCAAAGAGGAACCAGUUACACCGAUGUCCAGUCAUGAUGGUUCUACGUCUGACAUAAAACCCAUGAUGCCUGAACCUAUUCAAUCUAGUGGAACCUCAGAUAGCAAAAAACGUCUUUGUCUUUUCAAACCAGAUGAAUUAAGACAGGCGUUGAUGCCAACUUUGGAAAAACUAUAUCGUCAAGAUCCCGAGUCAUUGCCUUUCAGACAGCCAGUUGAUCCACCAGCACUGGGAAUUCCAGAUUACUUUGACAUUGUCAAGCACCCAAUGGAUCUCUCUACUAUUAAAAGGAAGCUUGACACCGGUCAGUACAGCGAUCCUUGGGAGUAUGUCGAUGAUGUUUGGAUGAUGUUUGAUAAUGCAUGGCUUUAUAAUCGUAAAACAUCACGAGUCUACAGAUACUGUACAAAGUUGUCGGAAGUAUUUGAACAAGAAAUUGACCCAGUAAUGCAAGCAUUGGGCUAUUGUUGCGGCAGGAAAUAUACCUUUAAUCCUCAGGUGUUGUGUUGUUAUGGGAAGCAGCUUUGUACAAUACCAAGAGAUGCAAAGUAUUAUUCCUACAAAAAUAGUCUAAAGGCUUAUGGUCUUGUUUCCAACAGAUACACGUUUUGUCAAAAGUGUUUCAAUGACAUUCCCGGUGACACUGUGACGUUGGGUGAUGAUCCGACGCAACCACAAACGGCAAUAAAAAAGGAACAAUUUCAAGAGAUGAAAAAUGAUCAUUUGGAAUUAGAACCUUUCGUCAUCUGUAAUGAUUGUGGUAGGAAAGUUCACCAAAUUUGUGUUCUUCAUAUGGAAUCGAUUUGGCCAUUAGGAUUUAGCUGUGAUAAUUGUCUCAAAAAGAAGGGGCAAAAACGAAAAGAGAAUAAAUUUAAUGCUAAAAGAUUGCCAGUUACAAAGUUAGGAACUUAUAUAGAAACAAGAGUUAAUAAUUUCUUGAAGAAAAAAGAGGCUGGCGCGGGUGAAGUUGCAAUUCGUGUCGUUGCAUCAAGUGAUAAAGUUGUUGAAGUUAAACCUGGUAUGAGAAGUAGAUUUGUUGAAAAUGGUGAUAUGCCUGGUGAAUUUCCUUACCGUGCAAAAGCACUAUUUGCAUUCGAAGAAGUUGACGGUACGGAUGUUUGUUUCUUCGGUAUGCAUGUUCAAGAAUACGGAAGUGAAUGCACGCCACCCAAUACUAGGAGAGUGUAUAUCGCGUAUUUGGACUCUGUACAUUUCUUCCGACCUAAACAAUUUAGGACUGCUGUUUAUCAUGAAAUUCUUCUUGGAUAUUUGGAUUAUGCUAAGCAACUGGGUUAUACAAUGGCUCAUAUUUGGGCUUGUCCACCAUCUGAAGGAGAUGAUUAUAUUUUCCACUGCCACCCUACAGAACAAAAAAUUCCAAAACCUAAGAGAUUACAAGAAUGGUAUAAGAAAAUGCUCGAUAAAGGAAUGGUUGAAAGAAUAGUACUUGAUUAUAAGGAUAUUCUUAAACAAGCGAUGGAAGAUAAAUUAUCUUCUGCUGCUGAUCUGCCUUACUUCGAAGGUGAUUUCUGGCCAAACGUUCUGGAGGAAAGCAUAAAAGAGCUCGAUCAGGAGGAAGAAGAAAAAAGAAAACAAGCAGAAGCCGCUGAAGCAGCAGCUGCUGCCGCAAAUGCUAUAUUCUCAUUAACUGAUGACUCUGAGACGGGUCCAGAUGGCAAAAAGAAGGGUCAGAAAAAAGCGAAAAAGUCUAAUAAAUCUAAAGCUAAUCAACGUAAAAAUAGCAAAAAAUCAAAUACGCCACAAACAGGCAAUGAUCUUUCUGCAAAAAUUUUUGCUACUAUGGAAAAACACAAAGAAGUAUUCUUUGUAAUUAGAUUACAUAGUGCUCAAAGUGCAGCUAGUUUAGCAUCAAUUCAAGAUCCUGAUCCUGUUAUUAAUUGUGAUCUUAUGGACGGACGAGAUGCAUUCCUUACGAUGGCGAGAGAAAAGCAUUAUGAAUUCUCAUCUCUUAGACGAGCUAAGUUUAGUUCAAUGUCAAUGUUGUAUGAAUUACAUAAUCAAGGUCAAGACAAAUUUGUAUACACAUGUAACAACUGCAAGAGUCAUGUUGAAACAAGAUAUCACUGUACAGUUUGUGAUGACUUUGAUCUUUGUAUAAGUUGUAAAGAAAAAGAUGAUCAUCCUCAUCUCAUGGAGAAACUUGGUUUAGACUUGGAUGAUGGUUCAUCACCUGCAGAUGCUAAACAAGCGAAUCCCCAGGAAGCAAGAAAACUAUCUAUUCAAAGAUGUAUACAAUCGUUGGUUCACGCGUGUCAGUGUCGAGACGCUAAUUGUCGACUACCUAGCUGUCAAAAGAUGAAGAGAGUUGUUACACAUACCAAAGUUUGUAAACGAAAAACAAACGGUGGCUGUCCAAUUUGUAAACAACUCAUUGCAUUAUGCUGCUACCAUGCGAAACAUUGCCAAGAAACAAAAUGUCUUGUACCAUUCUGUUCAAAUAUUAAGCACAAAUUAAAACAGCAACAAUUACAGCAGAGAUUACAACAGGCACAGUUAUUAAGAAGACGUAUGGCUGUGAUGAACACAAGACCAACAGCUCCUGUUAGUGGUAUGCAAAGUGGCCAGCCAACGUCAAAUGCUGUAAUGGCUGCUGGUGUCGCGAUGAAGCCCGGAGCCAGUCCGACGAAUUUACCCUCUCCUCAUCAGCCAGGUAUUGGUCAUAAACCAAGUGCACAUACACCACCAGCUCAUGUUCUUCAAGUGGUUAAACAAGUACAAGAAGAAGCUGCAAGGCAGCAAACUCCACAUGGUAACUAUGGUAAAGUUGCGCCUGUUGGAGUUGGUGUAAAUGUUGGUAACCAAGGUGGUGGUGUGAUGCCACCUCCACAAAUGCAAAGGCAAAUGCCAGUACAAAUGACAAAUCCCGGUGGUACUCAUCUAAUUUCUAUGGAUCAGUGGACACCGAGGUAUCAACCUAAUGCUGUAAUGCAACAAAAUCCAGGUCUCCGUCCACAAGCUCCACAGCAAAUAAUGCAACCGCAACAGCAUCAAGGGCAAUCAGCAAUGAACAUAGCCGGUCAAAUGCCACGACAAGCUAACGUUGUUGGUGGACCCGUUGGUCAAGUAGGUCCUCAAGGUCAAGGCAGUGGGCCACCGAUGCAAAGACAAGCCCUACAACAGCUUAUGCAAACGCUACGAAGUCCUAGUACUCCAGAUCAACAAAACCAGAUACUACAUAUACUUAAGAGUAAUCCACCUUUAAUGGCAGCAUUUAUAAAACAACGACAAGCUCAGACUGGUCAGCAUGGUGGAGUUGUUGGACAAAUGGGUCCGGGGCAACCUCAACAACAGCAACAGCCGCAGCAACAACACCAACAACAGCAACAGCAGCAGCAGCAACAGCAACAAUCUAGCUUGUCACAUAUGUUACCGCAACAACAACAGCAUCAACUUCAGCCUCAGCAUACUCAGCAGCAGCAACCGCAGCAACAGCAACCAAAUCGAAUGCAACUUCAUGCGCUAAUAAAUCAGCAACAGCAACAACAACAACAACAGCAGCAGCAAUCGGGUCAGGUGACUGGUGUUCAAUAUCCGCAGUGGCAUAAACAACAAGUUUUAACGAUGCAGAGACAUACGGUACAGCAACAGCAACAACAGCAACAACAACAGCAACAGCAGCCUCAGCAACCGUUUACCCAACCACCAGCACCGCCUUAUGGGCAACAAAGGCCAAUGAGGCCACAUUUGGGUUAUGGUGGUUUUAAUGAACAAGCUUAUGGACAACCUGGUCUUAAACCGACUCCGUCGCCUGUUGCUGGAUCACAAGGUGUUAUGGGACCACCUGGAAUUUCGGUGCAGCAGCAACUAAUGCAGUCUGUACGAUCGCCACCGCCAAUUCGUUCGCCUCAACCAAAUCCAUCGCCGAGGCCUGUGCCUUCGCCUCGUAAUCAACCGGUACCUUCUCCUAGAGCGGGUCCUGUACCUUCACCACUUCAUCAUCCACCUCACGGUACGCCGACGCAUUCCCCAGCGCAUGAAUUAGGAGGACCCAGUGAAAUGAUGCUACACGCAGGUGGAGCUGAAACUGGUGAAGUAACACCAAUGACGCCGCAAGAUCAACUUUCCAAGUUUGUAGAAGGAUUGUAGUGACUAUUAUCUAUAAAACCAGUUAUAAAUAGUGACUAUCGACGAACAAAAUGUCAAUAUAACGCUGGUAAAUUCCGUGUUUUGUGACAAAUGUUUUAAGGAGAUGACCACUGUGAAAUUUAAUCCGCUAUUGCUACUCUAAUGCAAUUUCGUUUUUUAUAUCCUGCGGUCUUUCUCCCGACUGUAGAUUUGUAAACUAUCUAUUACUUAUUAUUAUUAUUAAAAUAAUUAUUUUUAUUAAUGUUA